Drosophila hydei is the source of this 1694-nucleotide messenger RNA. RefSeq names its product putative phosphatidate phosphatase. Lineage: Eukaryota; Metazoa; Arthropoda; Insecta; Diptera; Drosophilidae. The transcript is spliced from 2 exons. Gene Ontology annotation, biological process: signal transduction; phospholipid dephosphorylation; phospholipid metabolic process. Gene Ontology annotation, molecular function: phosphatidate phosphatase activity. The record is from RefSeq and is a predicted model, not a curated record. The coding region runs from base 81 to 1007 and encodes 308 amino acids.
AAAUCUUAGUCUGUGCUUCAACGCCGCGGCUGAGUGCUCGAUGCGAUCAGUGACGCGCGAGACAUCUAACCGAGCGAAUCAUGAGUUUCGACCUACAGAUCAAUGGGCUAUUCCCCAAUCGAGGACAGUUUCGCCUCCUGCUGGACGUGGCGCUGCUGUCUUUGAUGAUCUUGCUGAGCACAUAUUUCAAAGAGCUCUGGCUGCCAACAACACAGCGUGGAUUCUUCUGCGACGAUGAGUCACUUAUGUAUCCCUACCGAGAGAACACUGUGUCGUCCUCCAUGCUCCAUUGGAUCAGUAUCUAUUUGCCUAUGAUGGCUCUGCUGGCCCUAGAGACUAGUCGAAGCUGGCUGGGCUGCCGGCAGUAUUGGCGUGUGUACAACACCCUGCGCUGGUUCAUAAUGGGCUGCGCUGCGGAAUCUCUGCUCAAGGAUAUGGGCAAGAAUGUUAUUGGAAGAUUGCGGCCCCAUUUCUUUGAGGUCUGUCGGCCGCAGCUGCCCGAUGGCGGCUACUGCUCGGAUGCAGCUCAUCGGCAAGGUGGCGUCUACCAUACAGUUUACGGCUGCAACGCGGAUCUCUCGGGUGCCACUGAAGAGAUGCUGCUGGACAUACACGUGUCCUUUCCCAGUGGCCACUCCAGCAAGGCCUUCUAUGGGCUGGUCUUCAUGGCACUCCACUUACAGCGCAUCCGCUGGCCACUGCCUGGCAGCUUACUGCGCCCCGUCUGCCAACUGUUCUGCAUCUGCCUUGCCUCAUUUGUCGGCCUGAGCCGUGUCAUGGAUUACAAACACCACUGGUCGGAUGUUGCGGCUGGAUCGCUGUUGGGCGCCGCCAUUGCCUUUGCGGCUGUCCGUGCGGCAGGGCUGGACGAAAAACUGCAUCUAGAAAGCAGCAAAGGGCAACAUGCAAAUUCAUUGCCCAGCAAAACAGCUGCUGCUGCUGCUGCUGCUGCCGUUGGCAUUGCCAUCGCUGUUGCUAUUACUACUUUGCGUAUUAUUUAUUCAUAAUUUCUUUUUAUUGUGUUUUAUUGUCAGGACAAAAACAGGAACUGCCAUAGACUCGCCAAGUUGUUCGUCAUUUGUCGCGUCACACGCACAACGUGGCGUAUACGUCACGUGCAGGUUCGCAGGGUGCCAAGGCAGGGCUUUGUGAGCCCCUCCCUCUGCCUUCCCAUUGAAUGCUUUUUUACGCCUGCCUAGCUCAGCGCAAUCAGUUGACACUUCCCUGAGCAUGUCGCCAUUUAUCCAACAGUGCUCGCCGCCCUCUGCUUAUUUUGCAAAUUUGUAUUUCUUGUACAACUGUCACUGAGACACAGACGGGGCAGAUAGAUGCGCAGCUGCACCAACAAAAAUAACAGCAACAACAACAGCAAUACUUCGGAGGCGGGGACAGUAAAAAGAAACAUCCAUGUCUCGUUUGGCCGGUUUCUUCUCCUCUCCAACUUCUACUUCCACAUCCACUUUGACGGUGCCUGCGACUGUGUCUGCGCCUGUGUCUCCACCCGCCCAUGGCCAUCGCCACACAUGCUUCGCUCCGUUUCUCGGUUGGCUGGUUGCCCCACCAAGGCAGUUGUCAUCAGCAUCAGCAACUUGGAGCACCCACUGCUGAUCGAGGGGGGACCUGGCAUUAACUUGGCAGUGCUGCAAUCAUUGUCAUUAUCAUAUGCGUCAUGAUUUUUGGUUCUGUCUGUCAAA